UCCCGGCGGCGGCCGCGUCCCGGCCGGCGCCCGCCCCCUCGCCUUGUCAUUGAUGUUGUUGUUUUUGUCGCAGGAGCCGCAGGCGAGGCCGGGGCCGCCGCCGCCUGUGGCCGCCGCAGCAGCAGCGGGGCUCGGGCCGGCGCCAGGCAUGUCGGUGUGCGGGGAGGCGGUGGGCGCCGGCUCCCUGCCCAGCGAGCUGGUGGUGCACAUCUUCUCCUUCCUGGCGGGCCCCGACCGGCUGCGGGCCUCGGCCGCCUGCUCGCACUGGCGAGAGUGCCUCUUCUACCCGGCCCUCUGGCCGCGCCUCCGCCUCAGCCUCCGCGUCUCGCCGGCCGAGCGCCCGCGCCUCGAGUUCCUCAUGCGCAAGUGCGGCUGGUUCGUGCGCGAGCUGCGCGUCCAGUUCGCCGCCGACAACUACCCGAGCGGCGGGGCGGCGGCGGGAGAGGGCGCGGCGGUGGCGGCGGGCGACGGGGAGGCGGCGCCGCUGUGCCCGCGCUGGCUCGAGCUGCUGAGGACCUACCUGGAGCUGGUGCUGUGCGUGCUGAGCAGCGUCCGCAACAACAGGAACCUCCAGAAGUUGAGUCUCUUUGGGGAUAUAAGCAUUCUGCAGCAACAUGGAAGUAUAUCAAAUACAUACCUCGGCAAGGUUGACCCCGAUGGCAAAAAGAUUAAGCAAAUUCAACAGCUGUUUGAAGAGAUACUAGGCAAUAGCAGGCAAUUGAAAUGGCUGUCUUGUGGGUUUAUGCUGCAAAUAGUAACUCCCACAUCAUUGUCCUCCUUAUCAAACCCCAUAGCCAACACCAUGGAACAUCUGAGCUUAUUGGACAACCACAUCCCUGGUAAUACCACUCUAAUCACUGCAGUUGAAUUGGAGCGCUUUGUGAAUCUGCGUUCGCUUGCUUUGGAUUUCUGUGAUUUUACGGCUGAAAUGGCGAGAGUCCUGGCUGACAGCAACCAUGUGCCUUUGCAUCGACUGUCUCUACUGGUCCACAGCGUUUCCAUAAUGCACAAGUCAUUGGACAGUAUGCCAGAAGAUGAGAAUUGGAAGGCGCUGACGCGCAACAGCACUAAUCUUCGGGUCUAUAUAAUGGCUUUUGAUGUAAAGAGCGAUGAUAUGUUAAGGAUUCUUAAGCCCAGUAUACCCCUAGAGAGGAUUCACUUUGACAGCUACAUCACUUGUGUUUCCGGAGCUGUUGUUGACCUCAUAUCCAGGCAGUAUGAUAAGUUCCUCACUCAUUUUAUACUAAUGAAUGAUGUGAUAGAUAUGUCUGGCUUCCCAGAUCUCAGUGACAACCGAAACGAAGAUCCACUUGUCUUAUUAGCCUGGAGGUGCACGAGGCUCUCUCUCCUAGCUGUUCAUGGUUACACAGUUUGGGCUCACAAUCUCAUUGCAAUCGCUCGUCUUCGUGGCUCUGAUCUGAAAGUGCUGGAAGUCACAGAGGAAAGCAUUGAUUUUGACCAGGGAGAACUGGCUGACCAGGACGUGGAUCCAGUACAUAAUCUCAUUGAGCAAGUAUCUCUCGGAUUGGGUCGACCUUGGCAUGCAGUCAUGGACAUAGAGCUGCUCAGCGUCUUCACCGAGCCAACUCGUCAUUUUUACAGAGAGAUGCAAAGCUUCAGUGAAGGCAUUUAGCUCCUUAUUUACAGUUCCUGUGGUUACAUAUGCAAGUAGGGUCCUAUUAUGUUUUUUUUUCAGUAGCGUGAAUUAACCCCUUUUGUGCUGUGUUUAAUCAGUAUUAGCUAUAUAGAAUUACAUAUGUGUAUUCUACUUCUUGAUCAAAGAACGUAGUCGGGUAUUGGUUUAGAAGCUGAAAGUGGCAGUGUUUAGGGUUUUCACGGUUAAUGGACUUGUCUACCAAACCUUACAGAGCUGCAGCCAAAGGCUGUCUGAGGUUGCCGGCUAACUUUAUUUUUAUUGAGUAACUGCGUUUUGAAUUAUUUUUACGAUUAUCUCGGAGUUCUGUGCUCAGGAGCCAGCUGUUUUUGAUAUCCAUAUCCAUAGCCCAGUGGAUUUCUAUGCUGUCAUUGUUUGCUUAAUCUGGUAGCAUGCUACUUAAUAGGCUUAAAAGGAAGAGAGGUCUGUCCAGGGCUGUUCGUUGUUAGACUCUCACCUCGCUUCAUUUCACAUACUGCUUCUGAAGCAUGCCCUGCUACCGAUCCCAGCUCUCCUUGGCUGUCAAGCAGUGCUGCGAAACACUAGCUUUUCAGAUAGCCGUGCUCGCAGAUUCACUCCGUGCUCCAUAGUGCUUCGGGUUCUUUGUAAACUCCUCCUAGUUUAUCCUCAUCUUCUGUCAUCUUCCUCAGAAGUUAGCUUUGGGCCAAAGUUUAAGAGAAAAAAACAAGGAAGUGCACUCCGAUGAGGUGAAAACCUAACAGUAAAGGCUUCAGUGUAAAGGUAUACACCUGCAAACAAACAUUAGUCGUGAAAUCCCUAGCAACCAAGUCACUGGAUUUUCUCUGUCAGCGCCUGUGUCAGCUGCCAAAGAAUAGAUUAAAAACGAAGAAGUGCCCACAUGCUGGCAGGGGCAGGCCAGCUUCUGGCCAGCCAGAUACUGCUAGAUUGUAAUAUAUAAGGUCGAAUUUCGACCUGUGGUACACAGCUGUGCUGUGGCUCAGUCAGCAACCUCAGAACUCUUAACAAACAUGCACCUGUUUCACUGUGAAUAGUGAAUGUAAAGGAAGGAAAGGAAACAAAUACAAAGCUUGUUCUAUCACAGGUAUGAGCUGCUACGAUGCAUGAAGAACAUUCCAUGAAGUAUGUUUUAAAAUCUUGUUAUAUCUGAGAGGCUUUAAAAGCCGAUUUAACUGUUUCAGGGCAACCGCGGUACAGACGUGGUCUCUGUGAGACUUCCACCUGACCCCAGUUUUAAGUGGUACGAAUGUUGUGCAUUUAAUGUUUAAAGGACAGUCUGCAAUAAUAAAGUAAGUGGCCAACGUGGGUGCCCAGCAGUGCUGAGACCUGGCUGCUAUAUUGUAAGCUUUGGAAAACACAAUUUAUGCAACAGAUGUCCAGAUAUGAUUCUAUUUAUGGAAAAAGUUUAUAUGUGUUUUACAAAUGGUUUUACCAUCUUAUAUUAAAAUGACCUUUUGACAGGUGUGCGCUGUUUUGUCUCCAGUGAGCACAUACCAUGCGGAUUUUAUAUGUACAUCAGUAGAGUGAAUCCACUGGCACAGUGUGUGUAUAUGCCAGAUGUGGUGAGAUUUUAUCUUAUAAAUGUGAUCAGAUUAAAAAAUAAACUCCUGACAGAAAAUGUAAGGAAACCAGCUGAAUGUUUGAAUUGAUGACUGAUGUUGUAUGGUUUAUGUUAAAUGUAUAUUCUUUUAAUCAAUAAAUAAAGCAUUAAAAAUGGAUCGCUGUAUAAAAUAUUUUAUCGUAUCAGCAUGAGAAUUUCUAGACUUAAAAUGCAACGAUCGUUCAUAAGCUGUGUAUAACUGGUAGCUCCCAUUGUGUUUAGGUCGAUGAAAGAGUCUAAAAUGUCAUACGGCAGUUUCGUUUACUCGGCUGAAUUUUGUCAAUGUUUUUGGAGGGGAGGGGAAGGAUGCUUUGCUGAAGCUCUGACUACCAGCCCAGUUAGCACAAAUGGUAUAUCACGAUAUGACUUAUUAGACUGGUACGGUAAACUGUGGAUUGUAGAAUAUAGAACACUAUUUUGAGAAAUUCCUGCAUCCAUUGCAAUUGCUUAAAUCAAAAUCUGAUGUGAUCUAGAAAAAUGUGUAGUACUCUUUUUGGUGUCCCACUAUUAAAUAGAUUAUGAAUACCCA
This is a messenger RNA of Numida meleagris (helmeted guineafowl), 3762 nucleotides long. RefSeq names its product F-box protein 33 (gene FBXO33). Bases 53 to 1633 code for a protein of 526 amino acids. The record is from RefSeq and is a predicted model, not a curated record. Gene Ontology annotation, molecular function: protein binding. Gene Ontology annotation, biological process: SCF-dependent proteasomal ubiquitin-dependent protein catabolic process; positive regulation of protein ubiquitination. Gene Ontology annotation, cellular component: SCF ubiquitin ligase complex. Lineage: Eukaryota; Metazoa; Chordata; Aves; Galliformes; Numididae. The transcript has 4 exons.